CUAGAAAGUUGACUUCCGGUGUAAAAUUUAGCACGUUAGGAAAGACAGAAAAAAUGUAUUUUCACAUUCUAUUUAGCUUUUUUUGAUGGAACAACGCAGAGCAUCGAUAAGUCAGUGAUGUAAACAGUAUGCAAGUGGAAGAAUUUGAUUCAAGUGAUAAUAGACAGGAUGAAACAUAUAAAGUUCAACUACCAAGCCUGACAGACACUUUUGAAGAAACCAACAAAAAUCAGUUUUCAAACAGGAAUGACGAAUCACAUCUUAUUCAAAUAAAAGCUUCAAAAGAUGAGAUAGACAGAAGAAUCACUGCUUUUAUUGAACAGAAAAGACAAGAAGUAGAUGAAUACAAUAGAAAAGAGUUCUGUUCUGUUUUCACAGAUGAGGAUCUUGAUGACAGUUGUGCCAGAGUCAACGCUGUGUGUUUAUCUAGACCUGGUGGAAAGAGCCACAUCAAAGUUUCAAAAGUGGUAAACCUCCAUGGUCCACAAACACAGAUCACCAGUCCACUGAAAAUUAAGGAAGAAAAAACAGAUGAUGUUCUGCCAGGAGUUGAUGAGAGGCUUCGUAACAUAGAGGAACAUCUUAAGAUCAAAUCAGGUCUGAAGAUAAAUAAAACUAAUGUAUAUAGUAGGCUGAAACAGCUGGAGAAUAGAAUUUUAUAUUUGGAAGGAAUCUCCCCAGAAUAUUUUGACCGCAGUGUUCCUCCACAAAAACAAAGAAAGGUAGAUAGAUUUGUGAAACAGGAAACCAGUGUUAAUCAGGAAUUAAGUUUAGAUGAUAUCGAUGCCAAGAUGUCAAACUUGCGAGAGAAAUUAAAACGAAAGUUUGUCAGUGGAGACCAAACUUGAGGCAAUAGAACAUUGUGUAUUUAAUCAUGAAAUAUGUGCAUUCUAUAUAUACAUUAUUAAUGGAAGUGGUUAUAACAAUAGAGACAUGUCAGAACAAGAGGAAAUUCAACAGUUAUUGACCAGACUGAACUAUUCUUCACAUAUAUAUCAUUCCUUGAUGCAUGAAUUGAUAAAUGGAAUAUAAGUGUUACUAUUUAAUAGAAAUAAAAGCUGUGGUUAUGUUUAA
This is a messenger RNA of Mytilus trossulus (common blue mussel), 1074 nucleotides long. RefSeq names its product MAP3K12-binding inhibitory protein 1-like. NCBI's taxonomy places the organism in Eukaryota, Metazoa, Mollusca, Bivalvia, Mytilida, Mytilidae. The transcript has 8 exons. The record is from RefSeq and is a predicted model, not a curated record. Bases 129 to 848 code for a protein of 239 amino acids.